Molecule: messenger RNA, 4498 nt
Organism: Pygocentrus nattereri (red-bellied piranha)
Lineage: Eukaryota; Metazoa; Chordata; Actinopteri; Characiformes; Serrasalmidae
Gene: gabrz
Product: gamma-aminobutyric acid type A receptor subunit zeta
Exons: 10
Coding region: 423-1772 (449 amino acids)
Biological process (GO): monoatomic ion transmembrane transport; signal transduction; chemical synaptic transmission
Cellular component (GO): GABA-A receptor complex; membrane; synapse
Molecular function (GO): extracellular ligand-gated monoatomic ion channel activity; neurotransmitter receptor activity; GABA-A receptor activity
Source: RefSeq, a predicted model, not a curated record
GGAGGAAGAGCACGUGAACUCGAGAUACAGUCUCAGCUUCAGCUGCGCUCAUUUUAACCAAUCCGAGAUCUAACUAGCCAAUACCAGCACAAAAGGCGGGUCUUGUCGGAAAACGGGUGUGAAAAACAACUCUACGCUCACGCAUUGUGCAUCUUGCCGAGUUUGCUACAGACGCAACCAGUAGUUGCUGCUGAGUGGUGGCGCAUCUGGGCUGCAGAAUUCAGCGUUUUCUUUUUUUCCCUUUGUAUUUUGGUCAAGGAAACCGCGGGAAUUCUACGUGAAAGAAUAAAAUAGAUGGCUGAAAAUAACUGCGACUUCAGCAUACACAGAUGUGCGCCUCGUUAUCCUUCGCAGCUGGCAUCAGUCUAGACAUGCAAACGGGUGAACGACUUUAAAUACAGACGCCUGAGACUCCUGCAGCCAUGCGUUCAUGCAGCCCUCCAGGCUCUGUAGUCUUCAUUCUCAUCAUUAGCAGGAUCAUCGAAGGCUCAAGCUCCAGCGCUGAAGAGGUGCUGCCUCCCACCAUUCAGAAACUGAUGAAGGGAUACAACAAGUACCUGAGGCCUUUCUUCGGCAAUGGCCCUGUGACUGUUGGAAUGAGUUUGGACAUUGCCAGCAUAGACACUAUAUCUGAGAUCAACAUGGACUACACAGCCACUAUCUUCUUGCGGCAGCGGUGGACAGAUGAGCGCCUGUGCUUCGAAGGCAAUAAGAGUCUAAGUUUGGAUGGCAGGCUUGUGGAGCUCCUCUGGGUGCCUGACACAUUCAUUGUGGACUCCAAGAAAUCCUUCCUGCAUGACAUCACUGUAGAGAACAGACUGAUCAGGAUAUUCCCCAACGGAACGGUGCUCUACGCCCUCAGAAUCACAACCACAGUGGCCUGCAGUAUGGACCUCACUAAGUACCCCAUGGACAAACAAACCUGCACACUACAGCUGGAGAGCUGGGGUUAUAAUGUAAAAGAUGUGGUGUUUUAUUGGACUCGGGGGAACCAGUCAGUUAGCGGACUUGAUACUCUACAGCUGGCCCAGUACACCCUGGAGGACUAUUAUACUUCAGAGUCUGAAGCUGUCUAUGAGACUGGUAACUACCCGAAGCUGAUCUUCCACUUCCAGUUGAGGCGAAGUAUCCUUUACUUCAUUCUAGAGACAUAUGUGCCAUCUAGCGCCCUGGUUGUUCUGUCCUGGGUCUCCUUUUGGAUCAGUCAGUCCUCUGUUCCUGCUCGCAUCUGUAUAGGGGUGACGACAGUCCUAACAAUGACUACUUUAAUGAUGGGGGCACGCACUUCUCUUCCCAACGCCAACUGCUUUAUCAAAGCGAUUGAUGUGUACCUGGGCAUCUGCUUCAGCUUCAUCUUUGGUGCCCUCAUUGAGUAUGCUGUUGCCCAUUUCUGUACUUUGCACCAGCCAAAUGCUGCCAAUGCAUAUAUGUAUGGGCAGGAGAUGCAGGAGCGUGAAGAUGAGAUGAAUGGGAUCGUGACUUCCAUUGGAAGCUCUGCGGCUCUGCGGGCACGCAAGAGGGAGGAGAUGUUGUCCCGCGCCGGCAGCACCAGCAGCCCCUCGCCCAGUGACAAUAAAGAGGAGAAGCCGUCCUCCUCCCAACCCCAGAGUGGCUGUGCCAAGUCCUUGUCAGUGGCACGGCGUGUUGUGUGCUUCCUGAACUGCUGCCAUGUGGAAAACCCGCACUACAUCGACAACUACUCACGUCUGACGUUCCCCCUGUCCUUCAUCUUCAUUAACCUGCUCUACUGGACCUACUACCUGUAUUUCUAAUGUGUGUAAGGGUGUGUAUAGGUAGCUUGAGUGUGAUUGUGGCCAGUGGGAUGAAUGCAUAUUGUUGCUGUCAGAACAAGACAGUUUAGUAACACUUUGUUACAAGGAUUUAUCCAGGUAUUCUUCUUUGUUUAGUAAAGGACCUGAUUUGUCUGUUAUGUGAAAAUAACCAAUAAUGGCAUUAAUAGUGUAAUAAAGCACAAUUAUUGUACAAUUAUGGAACACUUUAUUAGGACUUCAUGCAAAUUGUUGUGCAUGAAUUUUCAUCUAAAUUUGUGCAUAAUUGGCAGCUUUUUGAUUACUGUAAACUCUAGAUAGUUUCAAGUGACUUCUGUAGUUAAUAUUUCUGAAGUUCAAAAAAAUGUAAUGAGUCACUUAAACUUCAUGAUGUGUUCUGUGUUCUAAAGUUUCAGUCAUUAUGAAUUAGCAGUGGCUAAAGCUAGAGCUUCGGUUUGGGCCAUAAAUGCCAAAAACGAGGGAAAAAACCUAUGAUAAUGCUAAUUUCUGCUAUUUAGGAUUGCAGUAGUAUGUUAGCGCUAAGCUAACGGCAAUUGAGCAUUUUUUGACCAUUCUAGAUUAAACAGGCUUGUAAAAGACAUUAAAAUGAAUUUUUCCUUGUAGCUGUUUUACUGCCACUCCUUUAGUGAAGAGCUCUGGUAUAGAGUUGAACGAAAUACAUUGGUCAGGCUGCUCAUAGUCAGUGACAUAUCCAGGACUUCCAGAAAACUGAAAAUGAUGUUUCUCACUAAAUUGGUCCGACUCAUUGUAAAUCAUUGUAAGUUAUGAUUGCGUCAUUUCUUUGUCACAUUCUAAUUAUGUUGAUGGUUAAUCUAACAUGUUAGGAUUUCAGUUCAGCUCCUGAAGUCCUAACCAAUGGGAGAGCUCACUUUACUCUAUCUAUCUAGAUACCGUGGGGGAAAAAUACCCAUUGGGGAUUUUAAAAGUUGAACUCUGAAGUCUUUAUUGUAAGUCUUACUGCAAUACAUACAGAGUUUAAACACAACAAACAUAAUGAUUCUCGUAAAUGAACUGAUCACAGAAUAAUACAAAUAGAAAUUUGAAAGAAAUCAUUAGGCCUCUUUUGAAGGUAUAGAAGCCAAUGGGUCCUUCCCCACAGCUAAUAAAAGUUUUCAUUAUGUCCAUUUGUAGCACAAAUUCAACACUUAUUCAUGGUAUCUUGUUGCCAAAAUAAAUCCUGUAUAGUGAAAAGGUGGAACUUUCGAUGCAAGUUAAUGUGACAAGACUUUUCUCUUAGUAAUUUUGUUCCAUUCAUCCAGAAAACUUCACACAAUGUCAAGGGUAGCUGGGGUUUUAAUAAAGGAUAGAAAAUGUAGUUACUACAUUUUUUUCUGACAGCAGCUAUGUGCUAAUUCUUCAAUAGAACCUGGCCUUUUUGGGUUUAUUUGUACAAUUUUAUCUCAGCAUGUGUUUCUGUGGAUGCUACAUGUGACUCAUGCAUGUAGUGUGUAUUCUACUCGUUCUGUUGUGACGGAUGUGUGUGAAUUUGGACUGUUCAGGGCUGCGAGGACAUUCGGAUGAGUGUGCGUGUGCCUUGGAGGUACACUUUUAUCCUGGAAAUAUGUGGCCUUUGUUUUCCAGUAGAGCUUUACAUAUACUUUAAUCAAAGUCUUGAGCUCUAAAUUGCAAUAAGAUAUAUUGUUUGUCUAAAAUUUUCUACAUAUAACAUGAGAAAUUUGUCAGUUUAUUUCUUUUCAUGUUAAAUGUCAACAAAUUUUGGUCAGAAAAAAAAAAUAGCUUGAUUGUUUGUCUGAAUUGAAUUGCCUGCCAGCACUAAGCGUAUAAUUAAUGUAUUACAGGUUACACAAUGCAAGUAGAAGAAUGGAGAGGUCAUAGAAAAACAGCUUUUCCAUUCAAAUAUGAACAUCUAAAGUGUUUUUCACCAUGUAUAGCAGAUCUCAGAUGUAGUAAUAAUGAAAAGCAGGACCAAAGAUUUAAUGUGUCUCCAGUAUUCAUAAAUACAAAUAUCUCAGCGCAUGCUAGCACAAGUUAAACAUGUUGCAUCAUACAGAUGAUUUCUGUUGUAAUUUAAGCAGUUGAGCAGCCUGAUGUCAUGUUUUGUGGUUUGCUGCCUUUAAGAAAACAAAGCAGAUGAUUUUACACUAGCUCUGAGUGUUCAUUUAAGGAGAGGAGAAUGUCCUCUUGCUGUGUUUUUCUUGAACUCUGCUGUUUAAUUAUGCAUGACAGUUAAUGAGGCCGUCUUAAAUAUUGAAUUAAAAUAUUUUAAAGACUAACAUAUUCUGGCUGGCAGCUUUCAAAUAUAUGUACAGUUGAAGGAGGAAAAUUGUUGUUGAUAUUAGCAUAAUUUGCAUACAUAUUGCUAUGAUGGUGUUUAUUUUGUGUACAUAACUAACAGUAUUUAUUUUUUAACCACCUCUCCAGCACUGUGUACAUUCUGUAGAGGGUUACAGGGUUAUGCUAGUUUGAUGACUUUAUGUUUUCUUAAUGUACAUGGACCUCUCUAGGGAAGCCCUUCUUUAACUGUGAAUGUGACACUUCUUGCAGGUGGAUAUUAGUGUUUAAUUUUAACUGUACAGAUACUAGCCUAUGUCUUCCUACUGCAUUGAAUUUAUUAGCAACAGUUUCAACAGUUUUUUUUUCAGUAAAUACUGAUUCUCAUUAAGGACUUUACAGUCACUUUUAGGUUAAAUAUUUCAGUAGUCAUGCAUGAAGGUUGUGUAGUGCAAAAAUAAAGAAAUAAACAUGUA